This is a messenger RNA of Salvelinus fontinalis (brook trout), 10137 nucleotides long. RefSeq names its product hypoxia-inducible factor 1-alpha inhibitor-like. Gene Ontology annotation, molecular function: [protein]-asparagine 3-dioxygenase activity; ankyrin repeat binding; peptidyl-histidine dioxygenase activity. Bases 156 to 1214 code for a protein of 352 amino acids. The record is from RefSeq and is a predicted model, not a curated record. NCBI's taxonomy places the organism in Eukaryota, Metazoa, Chordata, Actinopteri, Salmoniformes, Salmonidae. Gene Ontology annotation, cellular component: nucleus; cytoplasm. Gene Ontology annotation, biological process: peptidyl-aspartic acid hydroxylation; negative regulation of Notch signaling pathway. The transcript has 8 exons.
UUGUAGACUCGGCGUUUCUUACAUCGGAAACGAAACAUUUCUGCAUGGCAAUGUUGUGAGCAAACACAUAGUAUACUGCAUAGUUCCCGUAUAUCGAGUUAAGAGAACAUAUUUUGAUAGUGGGCGAGGGACAAUCUUGGGUUCGGUACACGGGCAUGGCAACAGUCGAGAAUGAUCCGACGGCGAGCGAAGGCGGUGCCGCAGCAUUCUCGGUGGUCCACAGUCCUAUCUGGAGCGAAUAUCAACUUCGAAAGUAUCCUUUCCAGACCAGACCGAUACCCAGACUCUCUCACACGGAUCCUAGAGCGGAGAUGCUCAUAAACAACGAGGAACCAUUGGUUUUAACAGACACCAAUCUAGUGUAUCCGGCUCUGAAGUGGGAUGUCCCGUACCUGCAGGAGAACAUUGGGAGCGGGGACUUCUCUGUGUACAUUGCGGAAAACCACAAAUUCCUCUACUAUGAUGAGAAGAAAAUGGCCAACUUUGAGAACUUUUCACCCAAGUCUCGACGGAUAGACAUGAAAUUCUCUGAUUUUGUGGAGAAAAUGGAGAAAACGCAGGAAGAGGGAGGAGACGAGAGGGUGUACCUGCAGCAGACCCUGAACGAUACCGUGGGCAGGAAGAUGGUGGUGGACUUCUUGGGUUUCAACUGGAACUGGAUCAACAAGCAGCAGAGCAAAAGGAACUGGGGCCAGUUUACCUCCAAUCUGCUCCUCAUAGGCAUGGAGGGCAAUGUAACGCCAGCCCAUUACGACGAGCAGCAGAACUUCUUUGCACAAAUCAAAGGUUACAAAAGGUGUAUCCUCUUCCCUCCGGACCAGUUUGAGUGUCUCUACCCCUUCCCUGUUCACCACCCCUGUGACAGACAGAGCCAGGUUGACUUUGAGAACCCUGACUAUGAGAGGUUUCCCAACUUCAAGAAUGUAGUGGGCUAUGAGACUGUGGUGGGCCCCGGAGAUGUUCUUUACAUCCCCAUGUACUGGUGGCACCACAUUGAGUCCCUGCUGAGUGGUGGCGUGACCAUCACUGUCAACUUCUGGUACAAGGGUGCGCCAACGCCCAAGAGGAUAGAAAACCCAUUGAGAGCCCAUCAGAAGGUGGCGAUCAUGAGAAACAUAGAGAAGAUGCUGGGGGAGGCACUGGGAGACUCUCACGAGGUUGGUCCUUUACUGAAUAUGAUGAUCCAGGGCCGAUAUGACCAGGGAUUCAGCUAGAGGUACUGCCGCAGAGCUGUUGCCAAACUGCUGCUUGUGUGUGCGUUAAGUACACACGCCUGAUUUGUGUGUAUGUAGGCGAGCAUGUGUGUACGUAUACGUGUGUGCACAUUCGGACUGUCAAGCUAGCAGUGCAUGGCAACACUGAGUCACCUUGAGAGACUUGGCCAAUCACACUUUCUGCUCUGCUUUGAUUGUUUGGGAACCAUAGUCAUCGCAACUUCAACCACCAGUGGGAAGACAAUAGUGGAUGGACAGAUUAGCCAUGGACACCCACAUGCAGUAUGCUGUCAGAGUGAUACUCAGUUGAUGAACUGUGUAAACUACAUAAUGUAGAGUUGUGGUAUUUGUGUGUGAGUCAAGUCAUUUGCAGCCGUGUAGGUAUCAAAGAAUAACCCCAAAAUACCCUCAAGGUGGAAGUUGCCCCAAAUUAAUCGCUGAUGCAGGGUAAGAUAUUAGACAUUUUAUCAUCGCAGCCAAUAGGAUUGGGGUUGGGAUAAUCUGAUCCUAGAUCUGUAGUUGGAGGCAAUUUCUACCUUGAGCACUUGAACCACUAAAGAGUGUGUGUUGGGUGAUUUGUUACAUCUGAGUCGUAACCAACCUGAAACUCCCAUCCUCUAUUCAACCCUGCCUCCUGUCAUUACAGUUUGUAACCAUAGCAACACAACUGUAGCUUGAUUUAUUAAAUACGAAUAGCUCCCCUCAGAUAUAACAUACACUCACCGGACAGUUUAUUAGGCACAAUCUGAAUUCUUCGGGGCAUUCUACAAGGUGUCGGAAACGUUCCACUGGGAUGUUGGUUCCUGUUGAGCCGAUGGCGUGACGCAGUUGCUGCAGAUUGGACGGCGGUACAUUGAUGCUGUGAAACAGCCCGUUCCAUCUCAUCCCAUAGAUGCUCUAUAGGGUUGAGGUCUGGGGACUGUGCAGGUACCUCAAAUAAACUGAACUCACUGUCAUGUUCCAGGUGAUGUUUUUCCACUCCUCAAUUGUCCAGUGUUGGUUAUCACGUGCCUACUGGAGCCGCUUCUUGGACCUGCUUGUUUUUAGCUGAUAGUAGUGGAACCUGGUGUGGUCCUCUGCUGCAAUAGCCCAUAGUUGUGCAUUCCUAGAUGUACUGCACCGUUAUUUGUCUGUUUGUGGCCCGCCUGUUAGCUUGCACGAAUCUUGCCAUUUCCUUCGACUUCUCAUGAACGAGCUGUUUUCGCUCACAGGACUGCUGCUGACUGGAUGAUUUUUGUUUGUCGCGCCAUUCUUGGUCAAUUCUAGACACUGUUGUGCGUGAAAUGCCCAGGAAGGCGGCCUUUCUGAGAUACUGGAUCCGGCACGCCUGGCACCAACAAUCAUACCCUGCUCGAAGUCGCUGAUCUCACUUGUUUUGCCCAUUCUAAAAUUCAAUCAAACAGUAGCUGGAUGCCUCUGUCUGCCUGCUUUAUAUAGCAAGCCAUGGCCACGUGACUCACUGUCUGUAGGAGCGAUCAAUAUUUGUGAAUUGGGUGGUGUACCUAAUAAACGGUCCGAUGAGUGUAUCAACUGAAUACAUUUCUAGUACCUAAAGUAGGCCUAUUUAUUUUGUGACAAACUUCUAAAUGAAUUUGCUGCACGUUCACCCUGAAAGAGAUGAGUCAUAUUUUGGUUAUUCUGUUGAUUUAAUUGUUGACUGUCAGUCAGUAAGCUGACUUGUUUCUGUAUGGUAUUACAGUUUUUGGGAGCAAUCAGCGAAAAACAAGUUAUAUUGUGUUUUAUAAACACUGAAAGAGCGCUUGAUUCUGUGAUUGCCUGUACUUGAUUUAUUUAAUUUAAAUGAUUGCUGAACAUUUCUAUGUUAUAAGUAUGUUUUGUAUGAUGGUUUGUGUACAUUUAGGCAUAACUGAUUUUCUGUUGGUGUGUUUUGAAUUUGUUAUGUUACAAUGCAUGGUACAUUUUAAGUCAAGAUUGAGGAUGGGCUAAAAAGUAUUUUAACUUAUUCAAUUGCAACUGCAAAGUAAAAUAAGAAUAUAACAAGUGUGUGUGCAUGCAACCACUCAGUGUGUGUCAGUAGAGUUGAAUGAUUGUUGUUAUUGUGCCAUUGUCAAGUGUUUCCAGUGAACACUUCACUUCAACAGGUGCAGUUUAGAGCACAGGACCGAUUUUAAAGCACAUAUGGGUGGCAUCCCAAAUCGUACCCUUUCCCCUGUGGGCCCUGGUCAAAAGAGGUGUACUUUAAAGGGAAUAGUGUGCCAUUUGGGACUUAGUCCUAGUGCUGUGUUCCAAACCAGGUGUGUCCUUCAGGGUUGGGGCUGUUUUCAUUUCAAUUCAGUCAAUUUAGGAAGUUAACAAUUCUAAUUUCAAUUUUCCUCAAGGAUUUUCUAUGAGGAAAAUUUAGAGUUGGAAUUUGAAUUUUAGUUUUCAUUCCUUCAAAUUGACCCAACCCUGGUGUCAUAAAACCAAUUAAGGUGGUUUCAAGUUAAUGGGAGUAAAUAAGUAAAUUACAAGUAAACGAUGUUCAAAAAGCUGUAUGUGUGGGAAUGGCUUUGGCAGUCAUGACAUUUUUUCAGCAGGUUAUUGUCAUGCAAAAUAAUGUUCAUGAACACUUUUACCAUCUCCGGGCCUCCAUGCAUACAAGCCGUUGAUGCGCGCCUUUGGAACAUCUACAUUUAAUUUUUUUUUAAUAGUAAAUAAAUUUAAUAUACACCAUCACAAUAAAGCCAUUUUUUAUUUUAGUCAGUUCUAAAGAAAUGUAUUUCCGAAGAACAGAAUAUGACUUGGCCUACAGUAUGUUAUCUGGAAAUGCUCCAUGCCAUAGGCUUGUUCAUUUAGCUGACAAGAUAUACUUUUAAGUGCCGUGCCAUUAUUUCAUAUUAUUUUAUAGUAAGAAGAAUAUAAUUGAGCUUUGCUAAAUAACAUAGAAAAGAUAUUUUUCCCAUUCCGGAGCGAGUGCACAUAUGAAGUGGCUAUGUUUAGCGUAAAAGUGAUCAUUUGAAACAGGUCCUAUAUCCUAGAUUUAGAGUUAUUUGGCAACUUUAGUUGUGAAUGAUGCAAACCUUAUGAAUCAAAACAUAUAUGGCCUGCGUGAUGCGACUAUAGGCUAUUGAUGAUUUGAGAGAGUCGCAAAAAAGUUUGCACGCUGUUCCUUGCCUCCUUGCCUCAGGUAAACUAGCUGUUCUUUCAUCAAGUGAUCAUAUUUUCACCCAUCAGACUAUUCUCAAUUUAAUCUUUACUAAUAUGUAAAAUGAGUUUAGAUUUAGAAUGGCCCGUUAUCAAAUGGGCAGGGUUAAAAAGACACCAUCUGUAUGCACUCGAAUUGCGAAUGGAGGCCGGGCGCGUUCUCUCCGGUCUGUUUUUCAAUCACGCUCUAGAAAUGAAUAAAAGAGAGGGUUGAGGAGAUAGAAACGCACGGUGGUGAGAUAUUCUGUAUAGCUAAAGGUAAUGUGCCACACAAUUAAUUAUGAAAACAUAUGUUAGGGGAGAGCAAAGUAUGUUGUCACACUUUUCACGCUGUCUAACAUUUACUGGGCACAAUACGUCACAAUGGUAUAAAUGUCAUAGCAAAUGAAAGGACGUCUUGGGCAUAUAUUUUGCAUUCAUUACAUCUUCAUAUCUUAUUUCAUUCAGUACGGAGUUGUCGACCGUUAAAUAGAGAGUGUGAACUUGUGACAAUUUGCCCAAUCAGCUGGUAAAUUGUCACCCUACGUCGGGUAAGUUGUCACAUUGGAUUAUCAACAAAUAAUAUAUUGUGAAAAUUCAUUUUAAUUUCAAAACCAAAUUCAACUUCAUUUAAGAACUUAAAAUAAAAAACAAUCAUGCCUAGAGAAUCUGGCAAAUCAUGCCUUUCAAUCAAAACUAUAAUGCUGUCAGAGCACACAUUAAUUAAGUGACAAGACCACUUCACUUUGAACUUUGAAAUCGAACUUUCUCUGGCGUGCACAUAAACUCAGCAAAAAAAGAAGCUUCCCUUUUUCAGGACCCUGUCUUUCAAAGACAAUUCGUAAAGAUUCAAAUAACUUCACAGAUCUUUAUUGUAAAGGGUUUAAACACUGUUUCCCAUGCUUGUUCAAUGAACCAUAAACAAUUAAUGAACAUGCACCUGUGGAACCGGUCGUUAAGACACUAACAGCUUACAGACUGUAGGCAAUUAAGGUGACAGUUAUGAAAACUUAGGACACUAAAGAGGCCUUUCUACUGACUUUGAAAAACACAGAAAGAAAGAUGCCCAGGGUCCCUGCUCAUCUGCGUGAACGUGCCUUAGGCAUGCUGCAAGGAGGCAUGAGGACUGCAGAUGUGGCCAGGGCAAUAAAUUGCCAUGUCCGUACUGUGAGACGCCUAAGACAGCGCUACAGGGAGACAGGACGGAAAGCUCAUCGUCCUCGCAGUGGCAGACCACGUAUAACAAUACCUGCACAGGAUCGGUACAUCCGAACAUCACACCUGCGAGACAGGUACAGGAUGGCAACAACAACUGCCUGAGUUACACCAGGAACGCACAAUCCCUCCAUCAGUGCUCAGACUGUCCGCAAUAGGCUGAGAGAGGCCGGACAGGGCUUGUAGGCCUGUUGUAAGGCAGGUCCUCACCAGACAUCACUGGCAACAACGUCGCCUAUGGGCACAAACAGAUACUGUUUGGCCACACCAGAUACUGACUGUUACUUUUGAUUUUGAUCCCCCCCCCUUUGUUCAGGGACACAUUAUUCAAUUUCUGUUAGUCACAUGUCUGUGGAACUUGUUCAGUUUGUCUCAGUUGUUGAAUCUUGUUAAAUCAUACAAAUAUUUACACAUGUUAAGUUUGCUGAAAAUAAACGCAGUUGACAGUGAGGACAUUUAUUUUUUUGCUGAGUUUAGAUCCACGGUAAUUGUUGGAAUCGGAAUGGAAUGAAAUUCUGCAGAUAACUUGCUUAAAUGUUUAAAGUCUUAGCAAAACUCACUUGGUGUUUAAACACACUAAUGUACAGUUUUGUAACAGCCUACAUCCGUAUCUGACUAAUCAGACUCAUCUUCAGAAACACAGUUCUGGCACACAUACAUUGCCUGGCCUGAGGUGCAAGCAUUCUGGGCCCAUUUGUUGCAUCUCACACACUUCACCCAAGUCUCCUUUGGAAGGUUGUUUGAAAUUAGCUCCACACAGAUGAGGCAGAAGUACUCUUCAUCUGAUGAUGACUGUUCUACAAUAUAUAUUUUUUUUAGCUGCCGCCUUGUUCUUUGCAGAUCCACAUUUUGAACUGGGCAGGUCUGUGUCUGAGCUCGUGCUAGGCUGGAAUAGUGCUGGGGCCUGGCAGGGCUGGAAUGGUGCUGGGGCCUGGCAGGGCUGGAAUAGUGCUGGGGCCUGGCAGGGCUGGAAUAGUGCUGGGGCCUGGCAGGGCUGGAAUAGUGCUGGGGCCUGGCAGGGCUGGAAUAGUGCUGGGGCCUGGCAGGGCUGGAAUAGUGCUGGGGCCUGGUAGGGCUGGAAUAGUGCUGGGGCCUGGCAGGGCUGGAAUAGUGCUGGGGCCUGGCAGGGCUGGAAUAGUGCUGGGGCCUGGCAGGGCUGGAAUAGUGCUGGGGCCUGGUAGGGUUGGUGCUGGGGCCUGGUAGGGUUGGUGCUGGGGCCUGGUAGGGUUGGCUUCUGAAUGGGGUGAUCUGUAACGUAGGAUGGCGCAAUCUCGUUUUCCAGAAAUACAUCCCUGUUGUAAGGUUGUACCCCAGCCACCCUAAAGCCAGCCUGAAUGUUCAAGGGUGUUGCAACCAGAGGAUAGGCGAUUGCAACAAUCCCAGGAAUGUCAUAAAUUGACGUUGUCUUCCUGGGAUUGUUCCUCAUCCAGGCAUCACACGUGGUGUUGAAGUGCCUCUUUAGUGGCCUGUAGACAAACCUGUCUAAGGGUUGAAGCCGAUGAGAGCAAUGGGGUGGGAAUGACAGCAUAAUUAUGCCAUUUUCUUUGGCAUAAUUGAGUCCAUCAGUGGACAGAUGAGACUUGUGGUUGUCCAAAAGGAACAAACAGGGCUUCUCCUUUGAGUACUUCGUAUGCUCGACGAAAUGUUUCAGGAAGUCAACAAAGUGCACAUCUUUCAUCCACCCAGAGGGAUUUGCCCCUCCUUUGCUGCCAGUUGGCCCGUUUAUCAGGAAAUGAUUGCGGAAGUUGACACGGGGAAUAUAAAAUAUGGAGGUAUACUAUUCCCUGUGGCUGAGACAGCACAGGCCAGUGUGACGAAGGUUCCCCUUUCAGCGGAGGUCAGUGACCCUACUUGUUUGAAUCCACGUCUGCCCACCACUUUGCCAGGUUUAUGUACAGUGGUCACCCCAGUUUCAUCUACAUUCCAUAUGUCUCCUGGUCCAAAUGGUUAUUUCUGUAGCACUUCUGCUACAUUGUCGAAGAAAGCAUUAACAUUUUCUCUGUUGAAGCUACUUGCCCUGGCAAGGCUAGUUGCCUCUGGCUUUCUCAGCGACAGAGUUGGGUGCCGCUUUAAGAAGCCUGUAAACCACUCCAAGCUGGCCUUUUCUUUUUCUACUCACAUUGGCGCGAACUUCAGCUGGUGUGCCACAGCAAACUGGUAGGCAAGUCUUCUGACUUCACUUGGCGACAGACCAAAAUAAAUGUCAGCUGACCUAGUAAUAUACUGAACAAGCUGCAUCUCCAAAUCAGGUGAGAAAACCUGCCGUGGCUUUGUAUAGCCUACCACUGUUGAUGGCUGUCUGACUUUCAACUUCUUCUCUGGUAAACUUUGACAAUACCGAGUCAGAAUACGGGAAAUUAUGGCAAAAUCCUUCUCUGUACUCCUGAUUGAUUUGUUCUGCAACUUCACCUGCCUCAUUGCCUUUAACAUUAUGCCAGGUGGUGUGCUGCCAUUCUGUCUUUUAUAAUUUCUAACCAUCUUUCCUUCCUUCCUUCCUUCCUUCCUUCAAAAACACAUUUCCUCAUUGCAAUUACAUAUUCAUUACAGGCUUAUCAUGCCCACCAUCCCAUCUACUAUCCUUGUUGCCACAAUGCAAUUCAUAACACUACUUCAUACAGUGUAAAGAAUUUAGAGGUGUGUGUGUGGAUAUACUGUCUGAUACAGUAGGCAUGUAGUGUGUUAGUAGACACACACACGCCAGAGCCUGUCUUGUGUAGUCCAGGGAAAUGUCUGCUGCUCUAAACUAUAUGUAUAUAUGAUAAUCCAUUUACAGUAACAUUUAAUACUAUUAUCAGAGCUUAAACAUUGUGAUAUUGUGUAAUCACAAUAUCACAAUGUUUUUUGAGCAAGUUCUAUGUAUACUGGGGCAAGUUGUCACCAUGUGAAGACUUCCCCCAAGGUCAUUUAGACAACUUGCCCCAAACUGACAUGUUGGCUAAAUCUCAAGGUUAGUUCAACAUAGGACUGCAGCUAAAGUAUCAAAAGACACGUUAUUGUCUCUACUCAGUGCAAAAUUAUCAUUUUGAACAUUCAUACCUAAAAGUUUUAUUGCAUAAAAUGUAAAGUGCCAAUUUUUUAUUUUGAAGGGGAAAAAUAAGGAACUUGUGCUCACCUCAGAUUAGAGUAACCUUGACCACAUGUGAACAGCAAGUUGACCAUAGAACAUGUAGUCACACAAAGUAGCUAUUUGACAACUUACCUCGCUCUCCCCUACUACGCUAUUCAGAAUCAAAUACACUAUAAUUGUAGGAUAGCAGGAAGCCGCCCAGCACAAUCAAUGAACCAACAGCAUCGCCUAGGGCUAUACGUUCUCUCUCGGACUCAUGGAAAGACAUUUUGUAGUGUAGCUUAAGGUAACUAGUCCAACCCCGAUGCAUAAUAAUAUAGUCCACACUCAAAGGGGAUUACUCAAUUUUGUUUAAUUUUGGAGAAUAGGCUAGACCAAUUAUGUACCAAAGACAUCCUAAAUCAGUUUUGUUUUAUGGUUUUCUGCCAUGUAUAAUAUGCAGUAGGCUAUGUAUUGUAUAAGGCACAAUCAUCAUUUUUAUUCCGUUUUUUUCAGGCUUGGUCUUAUAAGCCCUAAUAUCCAUAUGGAUGUUUUGAAUUAAUAAUCACCAUAGAAAGCGAUGUCCAUUUCAGGCUUUGCCACAACAACCAUGUUUUCCACUCUGUUUCAACCUGCUGUUGAACUUCUUUCUUCAAAUUGAUCGAUCACAGUGAGGUGAGUUUUAAAAGCAUGACACUGUUUUGAUGAUAAGUGUUUGAUGUGAUUUUCAAUUGCAUUUGCAUUGAUAUCAGAGUGGUUAGAGGGACAAUAGAGCCCUGAGUACCAGGCCGUUAAGGACCUGAUGGUAGUUAAUGAGUUGGGUACUACCAAAGCAUGUCCAGAGUGCCUAAUAGGAGAAUACCGUUACUCAACGGUCACGUGGAAUUUUACUGCGUUCUUGACUGCUGGUGUGGCGAUAAUACGUCACUGCAACAGCCGUAUAGUAUGGAGGCCCUUCUGUGAUUGGUAAUGUGAUGAUUUUAAACUGCAUCAUAUUAGUUUGUUAUUAACAGUAAUAUACUAAUAGUCUGGUUAAACCAGACUGACCAUGGCUGUGCUCAAUGGUGAACACAGCAUUCACUAGGCUAAUAUACUAACAAAUAUGGAAUGUGCCAAGCAGAAUGUUCAUGCCUUGUUUAUAUUUAGGCUAAUAUUCUGAGAGUGUGUAGCAAGGGAGUGUGUGCUUGAUUGUUUAUAGUAUCAAUAUUGUUCAUGAAAAAUACUAGUUCAAUGAAAUGGUCUGUUAAGUAAUUUUACAGUUAAGUCCCAGAGGUUAAAUUGCUCUCACUGUGUCUUUGUUUCUCCUACCUGUACUUUGUGUGCCUAGCUCUGUUAUGGCAGGGCUCAGGAAAUCGCAAGAACAAUGGAUAUCUUUUUUUUCUGUCUUUUCUAAAAAACAAAUUUCAAAAAUCUAAACAUUGUUUUCUGGGUUCCUGCACUUGUAUGAUUUGAGUGUGUCUACUGUAUUGUGCACUGAUUUCUAAGUGACUCGAGUUCUAUUGUUGUGCAAGUAGCUUUGAAAUAAAAUGUUCAACUUUA